UGACAUUUCUGGCGCGCAUUGGAAAUUUUUUUUACAUUUCCCAUCUACUCGCGUCUUUAACGCAUUUGUUUUGAAAGGAAAAGUGCUGAGUUCAUCGAAUUCCACUGAUAACAUCAAACCCAAAAAUUAUUCAAGCAAUUAACGGAAAUCUUGCGCGUCGUUAACAAAAAUAAAACAAAAACAACAAUACUACAACAAAUAUUGUGAUUUGGAGUGUCAACCAUGAGAGUUUUAUUGGCACUUUGGAGCGCCUUGUUCCUGUUUGGGGCAACAACGCAUGCGCAAGGAAUUAUUUCACCCACUUUUGGGGUACAUAAUGGGCCUCCCUUCCAUAAUGGCCAUCGUCGUCAGUUGAACCUGCAGCCGUACAAUCAGCAGAACUUUGUGCAGCCGGGCGUUGAGACGCCGAUUCCACAUCCCCAACAUCACCAGCAUCGUCGUCCAAGCUAUCAGCAACAAUCACAACAUCGCUUUUUCCCACAACAACAACAACCACCACCACAACAACAACAGCAGCAACAUAGCAACCAGCAAUUCCAGCGCUCUACACAAAAUCAGCUUCAGAACUUGCAAUAUCCACAGCAGCCGCAGCCACAGGCAAACGGUCAGCAGCUGGACUUGCAUCAUCAGAACUUUCUAGAUUUGCGCAACUUCGCCAGCAGUCAGCAGCAGCAUCAGCAGCAGCAGCAGCAACAGCAUGUGGGUCCAUCGCAAGCAUUGCCGCAACGCUCCUACAGCCACAAGCCCUUCCAGCAACAGCAACAGCAACAGCCAUCACCACAAACCUUUGCCUAUCAGCAGCCGCAACAAUUCGGAGCCCAACCUUUGCCUCAGACCACACAAAAGCUGCCCAGCCAGGCGCCGGUGCCCACCUUUCAGACAAUACCGCAGCAGCAGCAGCAACCACAACAGCAGCAGCAGUUUAGCUAUCAGCAGCAACAGCAACAGCAGCAGCCACAAGGGCAACAACAGUAUCAGUUGACCCCACAACUGGGUCUGCCAGUGCCCCAAAUCUUUUCCAAUCUUCAGUCCACCGCCUUUCCCGCACAGCCCUCCCGCGAAACUUUGGUGCAACAGCAACACCAACAGCAUCAGCAACUGCAGCAACAACAUCAGUUCAUCAAUGCCCCCUUCCUGCCCGCUGGUACCGCCGGUCCCCAGCCGCAGGUUGCCGAUCAGGAAUACAAACAAAAGCUGAUCCAGAAACACGAACAGUUUGUGGCCAAGCAGUACGAGAAGUCGCAGCACAAAGUGCGCCAGCAACACGAGGAGUUCUUGGCCAAGCAACAUGCAAUCAAGCAACAUGUCCUGCCCACCAUCAUCAGUCAGCAUAAUUACCAGCAUCUGCCACCUCAACCACAGUUUGGACCACCACGCGGACGACCUGUGGCUCAUCCAACCGAAUACAAUCAGUUCAAUAGCGCUCUGCAGCAAUACUACAAAGAACAUCCGACAACAACCACCACAACGACGACGACAACAACCACCACAGAGGCCAGCACCACCUUACCCCAGAAGAAGAAUGUCUACGCCCAGGUUAAAGCCGAAUUGGGUAAAUAUGGCCAAAAGGUUGGAGGCGGUCCCAAAAAAUCUGUGAAGACAAUCGCACGCGAUGAUCUGUUGAAGCAGCUGAAGGCGGCACUCUCGGAUGCACCACAGAAACCGCUCAGUGGCAACAAGACCUACGACGAAAUGGAUCUGGUGCUGCCCAAUGGACAGCGUGUCCAGGUCAUACGCACCACCGACCCGAAUUUGGUGCAGGGACAGCAGGCCUAUUCGCAGGAGCAGCUGCAAACCCUGCUGGCUCAGCAGGCGCUCGGCGGUGCGGGUGGUGCAGGGGAACUGAAGCUGAGUCUGACCGAUGUGGCGCCCACCAAGAGUAACGAUUUACUCUUACCCGGUGGUGGAAAGGUGCAAAUUCUGCGUUCGCCCGAUCCAAUUGAGUCCGAGGGCGUGCCACCACAGGGCUUGCCCGGUGGAGUAGAUCUAUCCAGUUUGGCUUCGUUGUAUGGCGGUGGUGCAGAGCUGCAGGGCAUCACAAAUGGUGCCAAUAGCAUUGCCAGCUCGGCUGUGAUAACCUCGGACUCGGACCAACCACCCACGCUUGAAGAGCUGGCCAAACGUGGUCUCAUACCCGAUGGCUAUGAAAUCGAGGGUUUGAGCUCCCCCAAGUCGCAGGCGCCGGCUACCGCUUCACCACCCACUCUGCCGCCGAAGAAAAAGGCCACCUAUGUGUAUUUGGAGGAACAAACCGAUGGUAGUUUCAAGAUCCAGGGCGUCAAGGCCAAUGGGGAGAAGGAGACGAAGCAGACGGGCGCCGAAGUGGAGAGCAUUCUGGAGCGCAUACGCAGUGGAGAAAUCAAGCUGCCUCCCUCUGUCUCGCGACUAACCCUGCCCAAUGACGAAGUGGUGGAGAUAAAGAGCGGCAAGAUCAUUCAAACCACCCGCUCGCCCAUUACAAGCACAGUUUAUACGACGACCACGCCCACCACCACUACAACGACCAGCACCACACCCACGCCUUUUAUAUCCAGAGGUACGCCCAGCAACCAUCGUCAGUAUCAUCCGUCACGCACCUCAACCACCAGCACCACCACCACCACGAAUUCCCCCUAUAUACAUCGCUCCAGCACUGUUCAGCAGUAUGUCCAUGAGACCACCUCGGCCGCCUCCAGCUUAAUACGCACCACCCCGGCGCCAAUUUACAGCAUUUCUUCGGCCACCUCAGCUUCAGUCUCUUACGGUGGCUCGUCCACACAUCUACCUAUUGUGACUGAGCGUGUUUCGAGCCAGGAUCUUGUGGCACCUCCCCAAUAUGCCGACGCUUUGGUGCAGGAGACAGAGAACAGCGAGAAGUCGGCGGCCGCCAGCUCAGUGCUUUCGAAUCCGAGCGAGGAUCUGCUCCAAAUACUCAAGUCCAAUGGGCUCUUCGCCAUGGCCAAGUACUUGAGACAAUCGGGCCUGGAUAGCAUCUUGAAUGAGACGGGGCCCUACACCAUUUUUGUGCCCACAGACAAGGCCUUCAAGAAUCUGUUGGUCCAGCUGGGUGGUCCCGAGCGUGCCGAAGAGAAGUUCCACUCCAAUCCCAGACUCUUGAGCGGCUUGCUGCUGCAUCAUGUGAUCCCGGGAGCCUUUGAGAUUGCCACGCUGCAGGAUGAAAUGACGGGAGUCUCUUUGGCGGGCACACAGCUGCGUGUUAAUCAAUACAACAUGCACGAUCAGGAAUGGAACGAUGUUACCCUCACCACCAUUAAUGGCGCCAUGGUUGUGCUGAAUAAGAAGGACAUCAAGAUACCGCAGGGCGUGGCACAUGCAGUCGAUCGCGUCAUGUUCCCACUGCCAGUUGGGGAUCUGCUUCAAACACUUCAGUCGGAUCGCGAGGGUCGCUUCUCCAACUUCUUGAAGAUUCUCUACACUUCAGGUCUAUCCGAGAAGUUGCAAAGCAAGGGCGUCAAGACCUACACUGUAUUCGCGCCCGUGGACAAGAGCUUCAGCGAACUGGACUCUGAUACACUCGAGAAGCUCUACAACGACAAGGAGACAGCCGAACAGUUCGCCAUGAAGCACAUUGUGCCCGGCGCUCUCUUCUCGGCGGGCAUGCGCUUCUACCAAGUCAAGGACUCGCUGUACACGGGCAAGACCGUUGUACUGCAGAAGACCUCGGCCGGCAAGAUCAAGGUGAACGACGCCCAGAUGGUCACCUCCAAUAUUCCAGCCACCAACGGCGUCAUUCACGCACUGGACGGCGUCCUCGCGUGAAGUACAAAGGACAUUGUUAUGCAGUUUUUGCCUUAGUGUUUCAUAAGUUCUAGUUGUAGAUACAAGACCCCGAAGUGUAUUUUAAGUUAAACGCAAACAUACACACACACAUUACAAAUUUCUAGUAAAUUCUUGCCACAAAGGAAAUACUUUAGGACGAUUACUUCUUCUUCUUCUUCUUCGGUGCAGUAUGCGAGCUAUGGAGAAACGUGCAGAAGGAACAAAAAUUUAUUGUUGGUGCUUCCAUUACUUUUCUGUAUUU
Messenger RNA from Scaptodrosophila lebanonensis, 4021 nucleotides. RefSeq lists its product as uncharacterized. NCBI's taxonomy places the organism in Eukaryota, Metazoa, Arthropoda, Insecta, Diptera, Drosophilidae. The transcript has 5 exons. Bases 223 to 3759 code for a protein of 1178 amino acids. The record is from RefSeq and is a predicted model, not a curated record.